AUGGUAAUGUUGGCAAACCGGAAUAUUUCUAGGUUUAUUGUUGAUUGCACCAAGAAACGGGUUUACUGGCUCGAGAAUCGAACCAGCGUUCACCGUAUUUUUUCAACUGACUACAAUGGCUUGGACCGGAAAAUUAUUGUUAAUGGAUUAUUAAAUGAUUAUUCACUGGGUGUGCUUGGAGAUUCACUCUACUACCUGAACAAUGAUCAUGAUUUAUUAUAUAUAAAUGAGAUGAAUGUAUUCAACGGAAAUAUAUCCCGUAAAAUUCUGGUGGACAACAAAACAUAUUAUGAUGACCUGGUCAUUGUACAUAGUUCUAUACAACCUCGAGAGCGAAUGG
Messenger RNA from Paramuricea clavata, 340 nucleotides. The record is from the annotation of a GenBank genome assembly. NCBI's taxonomy places the organism in Eukaryota, Metazoa, Cnidaria, Anthozoa, Malacalcyonacea, Plexauridae.